UACCGGAGUGCCGGCCCGCGCGGACGCCUCGCACUCAGCCCGAACACCCACGAAACGAGACACACAUACGUAACCGACAGCGCCAGAAAGAGACAACCGCCCCUUUUCAACAGGUCGUUAUUGUAACUUCCACUAAAUGAUAGUGUAGCGAGGAAGAGAAGCCAUGUGUUACUUCAGCAUAAUAGUGAUAAUAUUCGAUAGUUUUGUGUUGUGAAGUGUCAGUGAGUUCUCCGACAUGCAUUGGAAGCGUGACGUUCAACUGUUGCUGCUGUUCGCCCAUUUGUCUGGAGUUAUUCUGGUGGCUGGCAUGUCCGAGGUAUGGGUGGAGCUGCGCGCGCCACGGUUCGUGGUGCACCAUCACAGCGCGGUGCUACGCUGCGACCAUAAUGUCGACCCGGAAUCUCUUUACAAGGUGGUGUUCUUCAAAAACGGUCAACGUAUCAUGAAGUUCGUUAGAGGGAGAGAUCCUCCUUUCGAGCUUUAUAACAUCACCGGCACUGAGAUUAAUCUAAUAAAGUUGUCUCCGACAUCUAUAACCCUGGAGCGACUGGACUUCUCGGCGUCGGGACCCUAUGCUUGCGAGAUUGCGUUAGAGACACCUUUGUACUCUAAAGUAUCGAAAAUACAUGAAUUGAAUGUCAUUGUUCGUCAGAAAUACCGUCCAAAGAUUAAAAUAAAGCACAAAAAGCUGUCAUCAAACGAUCACCUGGAAGCGACGUGUCAGAGUGCGCCCGCGCACCCAGCGCCCCACCUCACCUGGUUCAUUAAUAAUAACAAGGUAGACGAAAGUCUAACAAUACCGUACGGGACGAUGAAGGUCCACCGUCACCACCACGGGAUCCCGCUCUCCAUGACCAACACAUCCCUGCACUUCCCACUGACCAACCUUCAACUAUUCCUCAACCAGACGGUUGAGAUCACCUGUCUUAGCACCAUUCCUAGUUACGCGAGCAUGGCGGAGGGGUUCGCUGAUGUCCAGAACAGUACGGUUACAGUCAACGUGGUUCGCAUCGAACCGGCGCCAACUCAGCUGCCAGUCAAAAUCGUUAGUUCGCAACUGAAUAUAUCAGCUCGGUGUCAUGUAGAAAGUACACUGGUUGUUUUAGUCAUAUUUGUGUGCCAUAUUUACUCCUAAACUUGGAUGUGACGUAUGUAUAUUGUAGCAUAACAUCUGUCAAAUUUGUUCUGAUGUAAGGUUGACGGUAACGUUGCUUGGUAAUGCGUAGUGAAUGUUUCAUAAAGGCUGAUCCAUAUUGCACGGUGUGGGGUUUACGUUUGUUUCGAAUGGCUCCAAUUCGCCGCAGAUUGCGUUGCAUUAAAACGUACCGAGCAAUAACACGGGAGCCUUUAUAACACAUGCACAAUUAACUCCUGGUGUUUGAUAUUCGCAAUGUCGCCACAUUCUGUAUAAACAUUACGAACGAAUAUUACUAGGACGUAUUUUAUGAGCUUAGCCAUGUAUAGUAUCGAUGCAUACAGAAUAUAAUAGUUUGUUUAUUGAAAAAAUACAGUGGUGCUAAAACUAAUGUUUUGGAAAAAUACGACAUCCACACAAAAGCAGCAGAUUAUAGAAAAAAAUAAAACUAUUCCAAUGAUGUUAUUAUAAAACUUGGUUUGUUCAAAAAAUCAAUAGUUUGAUUUCUCUACAGACAAUAUACCAUCGCGUGCGUCUAAUUGUUCCUUGCGUUACGAUUUGACAGGUGUUAUAAUAAAAUUAUGAAGAAACAUGUCGAUAUUAAUCUAUUUUUAAUUGGUGUAAUACUUCAUAAGAAUUUUAUUACAAUAUUGCUUUGACCUAUUUUUUCAAGUUUUUCUUUAUUUUGUACUUUAGCUUAAUAGCGCUGCGGCUAUUGCAAACGUGCCAUUUGGACUAAAAUUACUUAUUUAUAUUUUACGCCAUAGAACACGCAAAUUAUUCAGAUAAAAACAGUAAUUUGAGCAACAAUUUCAUUCUAAUUUUCCAAACAAUGAAGUUCGGUAACAACUCAAUUGCCGACAUCAGUCGACUGUUCGCUUCACAGCUAUUAAAUCAGUUCAAAUAACUUUUAAUAACGCGAUUCCAUUUGCAAACAAAUAUUAAUUUAAUCAACGCUAGUUAGGUAUAAUCUUAUUAUGGUUAUUUAAAGUAAAUCCCUUCAAAACACAGGGCCAAGGCAACGUUUAUAAUUAUUCGAGUCGCCAAUAUCAAAGUUGGCGCUCUAAUGAAGAACGGCAUGGAAGUAAUUUAGAAACUUCGCUGCCAUCAGCCCGAACUAAAUUCCGACGCCUUUAAUACAAGAUUUUAGAGUGGCGGUUUUAUUAAAAUGGACACAGUAAUAUAUUUCAGAAAAUCUGAAACACCCGUGUUUUAUAUGCACACGUAUAUAAACUGUAUGGCGAUUAAUAAAAACGAGCGCUCAACAACGUUACUGGGCACUAGUUAAUGGUGUUAUUCGAAGCUAAAAAUACAGUGCGAAGUGUGCGUACACUGAACAUGGAAUAAAUGUGAAUUUUUAUAUCAAACUUUAUUGCCAUGUUAUUUUUAGCUGCACGUUUUAAUUAUGUUGCAGACUUUGAAAAAGGAAUCCACGACCAAACGUUUGUCCAUUUGAAUUUUUUACAAGAUGGCUGACAUUUUCUACGCGAUUUACGUUUAGAUAAAACCUUUAUCGAUGAGCUUUUCUGCGCUUCUUUAUAUCUUUUGUAUAUUUAACUAUUAACUUAUGUAUGCGCAAUUAUGAGACUGAAUUAGGAUGUUAGAUAUGUAAAUGACCCGAUUUGACACCCACCUAUCAAAUUGCUAGAGCCCAUCAUUGUCCAUUUUGUAAUAUAAAUUAUAAUAUAAUGGCUAAGCCAGAGACAGUAAAAGCGUGUAAGGAGUCACAAGUUUUGAAUAAUUGCGUGACUAUGAAUAUGAAUGCAUUGGCUUUUACAUAUCAGUAGUGAAAUAUACAUGAACGUGAGUGAUUUUUUUUGUCGUCUUCUAGGCUUAGAAUCUUAUGGAACUUUUUAACAUAGAACGUAAUAAAUGUAAAUAAAAUAUAAAUCCUAUUAAAAAUCGUGAAUAGAUAACUGUUAACAGUUUAUUUUCUCAUUCUCUGAUAUAUCUGUGUACUGCUUGUAGUUUUAGGUUAAAACUUAUGUUAAGCGAGAAGAAAUUGAUUAAAUUGUAAGUUGCUCUUAAAUAUUUAGCCCUCAAAAUUAUUCAUUAUUUUUUAAAUAUUUUCUUCUUUCGUUGGCUACCCACGGUAUCGAACCAAGUUUUGGAUUGAGAUAUCUCAAUUCUUAAGUAAAACAUAAUUAUGGCUAAUGUCAUCAAUUUGUGAAAAUGUAAAAUAAAUUAUAAUUUUUGCUAUUUAUAUUUUAAAAUGCGAUGACGUCAAUUGUUUUAAAUAAAUUAUAUUGGAAUAUAAAUGGAAGCGUCUAAACUCGCUGAGAACAUGAUAUGGUGGAUAAGACAUCGCGCAAUGUAUGC
Helicoverpa armigera (cotton bollworm) is the source of this 3454-nucleotide messenger RNA. RefSeq lists its product as uncharacterized. Bases 236 to 1135 code for a protein of 299 amino acids. The transcript has 8 exons. Lineage: Eukaryota; Metazoa; Arthropoda; Insecta; Lepidoptera; Noctuidae. The record is from RefSeq and is a predicted model, not a curated record.